Molecule: messenger RNA, 1704 nt
Organism: Helobdella robusta
Lineage: Eukaryota; Metazoa; Annelida; Clitellata; Rhynchobdellida; Glossiphoniidae
Exons: 13
Coding region: 1-1704 (567 amino acids)
Molecular function (GO): protein binding
Source: RefSeq, a predicted model, not a curated record
AUGAAACAAUCCGGCUCCGAUUCUGACUCCGACUCCGGUCUCUCAAAAAAUUCCAACUUCGUCUCUAGUCCAUCAAAAAAUUCCAACUCCGACUUCGACUCCGACACUGUUUUUAGGAACAAUUGUGCAGCAAAUGCUAAAAUAAUUCAAUGCGUUGUUAUGAUAAACUAUACUGUUUACGUUAAAACUUUUUUUGGUUUGAUAGACAGCACAGAUACUCCUCCGCCGAUGUCCUCGCCAAUUGCUCUAAAAUCUUCCGCAUCAUCAAGCUCGUCCAUUCAGUUGUCGUGGUCCGACAUUAGCUUCAAACGUUUGCAAAAAAUAAAAGGCACGACAGAUGGGAGGGUGUACGUUGUUCGAUUCAAAAGUCGACUGCAGGGCGGCUACAAAUAUCUUAACACUACAAAGUUGGAGACUGUCGUUCAAAACUUGCGACCAGACACGGAAUACAUCUUCAGCGUGAAAGUUAUAAUUGGAAAAAGACAAAGUUCAUGGAGUCUCAACGUAGUGGAAAAAACUAAGGAAUCAGCUCCUACUUCCGCGCCCACUCAACUACACUUAGCAAGAAAUAAAGACCCAACGAAAGUGACGUUGUCAUGGCAACCGCCAACCAAUCCUAAUGGGCGCAUCACAGGGUACCUAGUGUUGUAUUCAGAAGACGUAACAUUGCAAGACGAACACUGGAAAACAAAACGAGUUGUUGGACACACUUUUUCAUCCACUGUUGAUCGAUUGUCUGCCAACACAAAAUACUACUUCAAAAUUCAGGCGGUCAAUGCGGUGGGAGUAGGUCCUGUUUCUCUCACCGCUCUUUUCAAAACAACCUCUGAUAAAAUUGACGGGGAAAAAAAUACUCCGCUAAACCAUACUCUUCAUCAAGAAGAACGAUCAAAUGUCGAAAGUUCAAAAGAGUGGUCACUGUUGCCAAUGUUGAUGACCAUCAUCUCUCUCGUUCUUGUCCUGGUCAUCAUUGUCUCCAUUUUUGUAAUAAUAAAAGUUAAAAGAAACAAGAUCGUCAUUCAAAAUAAAGAAAUUAGCGACAAUCCGACCUCUCCUGACCCAUCCAGUGGGAAGUCCUAUCUCAAACCUCCCGACCUGUGGACUCAUGGCGAAGGGAACAUCAGGGAGGUCAACGGGAACAUUGAUGAUUUCGUUAACGACCAUUCGAGCGACGAUAGUUCGACCGCUGAAAGAUGGACGUUGAAAAGUAACCACUAUCUAACAGAAGAAUCAAAAUUCAAAAGUUUAACUUUGAAACAAAAGACAUGUACAUUGAUGUCCAAUUCUUCCAACGUCAUUCCAGAAAAUGAUAUCCAGCUCUCUCCUGCACUUCCAUCCAACAGCCUUCUCAAAUCCAAAUACGACUUCUCCAAAUCACAUUUAUCAGGACCACGUGUUUACGUUGGCGAUGUUGCUAAUUCAACCAUAGACAGCUCAGGACCACAAAGAUUCCUGGGCAAACCAUCCCAUUACGGAAAAGUUCCUACGACCAAUAGCAAGUUUGUGUCAGGUAUAAAUAGUAAACAUGAAUUGUCAGAACGCAAUGUUGCGUUUUUUGAUAUCCAAAUCCCAUUUACUUCCGAGAAAAUUGAAGCUGUUGACUUGUUUCACCUGUUUAUCAUUAAUGAUUAUGGAACAGAUCGAGGCGGCCAGACGUACGUUUCGUCUCUCACGAGACUCGUCAGUCUCGUGAGAGACCCGUAA